AUGUCACAUCUCCAGUACUUCGACUACAAAGGUUUCGGCGAGCGAGUGAGGAAAGACACACACUACAGCCAAGCCGUACGAAUCGGCGACCGAAUCGAGAUCUCAGGCCAAGGUGGGUGGGACAGAAUCACAGAAGAAAUCCCUACGGACAUCGACAAGCAAGUCGACCAGGCCUUUGCUAACGUCGAGCAUGCAUUGCAGCAGGCUGGCGGUAAAGGGUGGGAGCAGGUGUUCAAGGUCCGCGGGUACUUUGCAGGCGAGAAUUGGGAACAGGCAAUGGGGGCUGCGGUGAGGAAUCUGAGGGCGUAUUGUCCUAAUCAUCAGCCUUUGUUGACGGGGAUUGUGGUCGCAGGGCUGUAUAAUAAUAUGGCUCUUGAAAUCGAGGUUGAGGCUCAUCUGGGAUAGGAGAUGUAUGACGAUGGGUUUUGAGAUAGGAGGGA
This is a messenger RNA of Aaosphaeria arxii CBS 175.79, 440 nucleotides long. RefSeq names its product YjgF-like protein. NCBI's taxonomy places the organism in Eukaryota, Fungi, Ascomycota, Dothideomycetes, Pleosporales. The record is from RefSeq and is a predicted model, not a curated record. The transcript is spliced from 2 exons. Bases 1 to 405 code for a protein of 134 amino acids.